This is a messenger RNA of Melampsora larici-populina 98AG31, 1635 nucleotides long. RefSeq lists its product as uncharacterized. The transcript has 5 exons. The coding region runs from base 1 to 1635 and encodes 544 amino acids. Lineage: Eukaryota; Fungi; Basidiomycota; Pucciniomycetes; Pucciniales; Melampsoraceae. The record is from RefSeq and is a predicted model, not a curated record.
AUGUUGCGAUCAGGAAAUACAAGAAAUCCACUUCCGCCUGCAUCAUCAACCAAAUCGGAUGAUUCAGACCACAGCCACACCACCACCCAACGUCGAAAGACAAAAACACGCAGUCCUCGAGUUUCAAAAGGAGUCAUCGGUCCCUCUGCACCUUCUGCACCUCAACCUAGACACAACAACAAGCGACCUCGCCUCGCGGACGAAGACGAAGACGAAGAUCAGCCUCAAUCAACCAGCCCCCACGCACUGACCCCCAACCUGUCGAAUUAUCGCCAGCUAGGCCUUCAAUGGGGACAAGUCUAUGCUGACGAAAGGCUUGCAACACUUGGCGUCCCCAAAACCAAUCGGCCAUCGGCGAGCGGAGUUUUUGAAGCUCAGUCCCUUCAAAACCAAUACAACCUGCAUAAGACUAUGCUUUGCAUAGCAUUAAAAUGUAGCCGCAAGGUGAUGGAUGAAGUUCUGUUGGAAGGGCCCCUGGCUCGCGAGCCCAAUAUGUAUACUAACUACCAGACAUAUAGUGUCACAGCCACCAAAACCACCAUGCCAGGCAAAGCUGUCUCCGAUGGUUUUGGAGAACAAAACACUACGGUUGGUACAACUUGGUCCACAUACAACAAAGACAAACAAGCUGUCUUCACCCCAAGGCUCUUUGAACCCUUGUGUAUAGCAACCAGCGAGGCCUAUUCCCUUACCCAAACUCCAAUGGGGAUCCCCGCUGCCCCUUUGCUCAAAGAAGAAGCACCUACUGCGGUCACUUCAAGUACACCAUCUCAACCCGGUCUCACCCCCCUCAGCAAGGAAGAGCUAGAACAAUACGUGCCAAUAUUCAAGCGCCUGGUCAACCUUCACAAAGUAUCACUCGACAUACAUGAAGGACGUCUCUGGAGGCAUUGUGGAAAAUCAAAAAACCAAUCUUUGGAAAAGCUUCGAAUGCAUGAAAUUAGUAAAGUAGUUCAUCAGCUCCACCUCCUGAAAAACCACUUCAACCUGCAUUUCCACCUUUUGCUAGGAUGUUGGACCCCCGGAUUACCUAUUAAGCGAGCGCUUUUCCAGGACGAGUACAGCUCUUCUCCAAGGUGGGUCCGGAUGCAGCAAAAGACUCAUGUCUUGGAAUGUUUCACUUUUGAAGUAACGAAGGCUCCAGAACACCUUCGCCAGAAGAAAAAUGAACCCAAGCCGCUAUCCGCUGCUGCUGCACGUCAAUCACAAUUACGAGCUGAUCUUGCUCUUGAGCUCAACAAUCUGAUUGCCCCCCACCUACGAGGAGGCUAUACCGGGAGGGGUGAUGCACACCCCAAAGUUUCCGACCUGCAAGAAGCUUUCAAGAAGAAAGAAUUUCGUGGUUCAGUAUUCCUCACAUUCAAGCGUGCGGAAGGUAGCCAAGUUACCGACCUGAUGCUGGAGAAAGGGCCUAGCUCUUUGACAAACAAUGAAGUCGAACUAUGGCUCGAGGAUAUCAGAUCAAAUAAAUACACAAUCGUGAAAGUCGACAAAGAAACAAAGAAAAGGAAAGAACCAAUCUCAGCCCCCCCUGCGAAUAGUCAUGUGGAGAACAACUCACCUAAAAACAAUGCGCCAAGACCCGACUCAGUUGCGGAACUCAACUUGGCAGAUUUGGAAGAAAGUCACAAGUGA